AUGAAGUGGGAUGAUGAAGAAGAUCCUACCGACUUGGACGAUGACGAUUUCAGUGCAUUUGAAACGCUCCACAAGGAUCUCAAAUUGUCGAUGGAUGCCGCGUUCACAAUUGACCAAGACCUUAUCGCUAGUGCGGUUAGAACGCUAUCAUUGCAAACAUUAUCCGCCUAUCGCAGCGGGAUGUUGCUGAAUUGGAAUGACGCUGAACUGGCGCUUUAUCUCGUGUACAUCUUCGGCGAGAUCGUGAAAACUGGAGGAAAGGGCCGUGCGGCUUUCUGCGUCGCUCCCAUCGUGCCAAAGGAGAAACGCCGCGAAGUAGAUUAUUCUGAAUAUCCAUUGACUCCUCAUGGGGAAACAUUACUAGCUCUUGGGCAGAACGGCGUAUCUGCGUUCCCUCACCGCGUAGUUGUCAUGCAGUCCUCAAUUGGACUAGUCGCGUGCAAUCAUUCGUCUUUUUCAUUGCGUGCCGUUUUCAGCGAUAAUAGACUUUUUUUCGGCCUUUGUCAUUACCUCACAGAAUAUACUCAAUUCUACAUUUUGCCUUUGCAUGCUAACUGA
Suillus plorans is the source of this 558-nucleotide messenger RNA. RefSeq lists its product as uncharacterized. Gene Ontology annotation, cellular component: nuclear matrix; cytoplasm; nuclear pore. The coding region runs from base 1 to 558 and encodes 185 amino acids. Lineage: Eukaryota; Fungi; Basidiomycota; Agaricomycetes; Boletales; Suillaceae. Gene Ontology annotation, molecular function: small GTPase binding; tRNA binding. Gene Ontology annotation, biological process: tRNA re-export from nucleus. The record is from RefSeq and is a predicted model, not a curated record. The transcript is spliced from 3 exons.